AUGGGGUGGUCGCUGCUGGGCGUCGGGCUGUUCCUGGCCCUCUACACGCUGCUCCGCCACGGGCUGCGCCGGGCCCCGCCGCCCCGAGCCCGCACCGCGCUCCACGGCCGCACCGCCAUCGUCACCGGGGGAAGCGGCGGCAUCGGGGCAGCCACGGCGCUGGAGCUGGCCCGAUGCGGGGCCCGCGUCGUCCUGGCGACCCGCAGCGCCCUGCGGGGGGAGGCCGCUGCCCGCCGCAUCCGAACGGAGACAGGGAACCCAGAGGUGCAGUUCAUGCAGCUGGACCUGUCCAGCCUAAAAUCAGUACGAGCCUUUGCCAGCGCCUUUCUGCACCAGGAGCCCCACCUGCACCUCCUCAUCAACAAUGCGGGGGUGAGCACUGGGGGUGUGACGGAGGAUGGCUUCAGCCUGCCCUUCCAGGUGAACCACCUAGGCCAUUUCCUGCUCACCCAGCUGCUGCUGGAGCGGCUGCAGAGCUGCGCACCCAGUCGCAUCAUCAUCGUUGCCUCCAGUGCCCACUGUGCCGGACGCCUGCACCUGGACACCCUGGGCUGCCCACCUCCCGGGCUGUGGUCCACCUUCCAGGACUACUGUGACAGCAAACUAGCCAACGUGCUGCACGCCCGUGAGCUGGCCACCCGUCUGCAGGGCACUCAGGUGACAUGCUACGCUGUGCAUCCAGGGUUCGUCAACACAGAGCUGUUUCGCCACGCGCCGCUCUGGCUGAAGCCGCUCCUCAUCCCACUGGCCUGGCUCUUCUUUUGUGACGCAGCUGAGGGUGCCAGGACCUCCCUGCACUGUGCAACGUACGAGGGCCUUGAGCGCUUCAGUGGACGCUACUUCACUGACUGUCACCUACAGGAGCCAUGGCCACCAGCCCGUGACGACCGGCUGGCCCUGGCACUCUGGGAAGCCAGCGAGAGGCUGGUGGGACUGAGGGAGCCCACAGGGAGCCCCUUGACAGGCCCUGCAGCUGUUGUGCAAUAA
Molecule: messenger RNA, 987 nt
Organism: Indicator indicator
Lineage: Eukaryota; Metazoa; Chordata; Aves; Piciformes; Indicatoridae
Gene: DHRS13
Product: dehydrogenase/reductase 13
Exons: 5
Coding region: 1-987 (328 amino acids)
Source: RefSeq, a predicted model, not a curated record